This is a messenger RNA of Melanotaenia boesemani (Boeseman's rainbowfish), 3194 nucleotides long. RefSeq names its product calcium-binding mitochondrial carrier protein Aralar2. The coding region runs from base 586 to 2511 and encodes 641 amino acids. NCBI's taxonomy places the organism in Eukaryota, Metazoa, Chordata, Actinopteri, Atheriniformes, Melanotaeniidae. Gene Ontology annotation, molecular function: calcium ion binding; L-glutamate transmembrane transporter activity; L-aspartate transmembrane transporter activity. The transcript has 19 exons. The record is from RefSeq and is a predicted model, not a curated record. Gene Ontology annotation, biological process: L-glutamate transmembrane transport; aspartate transmembrane transport; malate-aspartate shuttle.
AGAGCGAAGAGAUUGAUAAAAAAAAAAAAUAAAUAAUCUCUCUCACACACACAUAUUACCAGAUCAAUGAAUGAAUCCGACAAGUACGAGAAGCCACAAGGCAAUUGACCUCUCGUGCCCCGCACCACGUGCACAACUGAUCCUCUUUCAUCCUCCUUUCGCUGCACCGGCGCAUGAUCUCCAUGGGAACGUCCUCGCGCAGUAGGAAGUGAACAGGACUAUCUGACAGUGAGCUUGCUCAGCAUGGCAGCAAAGGUAAGCAGCUGAUGAGUUUCCCCACUGCAGUUUCUCACCCUUCAGAAGGGACCAGUCACUUUGCCGGUGAUGUGUGCUGUUUGUCGGGGGUGUCCACGCAAAGGCUCUCGCGUGUCAGGAUGUCUGGCCACAGUGCUCGCUACCUGCCGGGGCUAUAAAAACAAUCAAGCUUCGGACCCUUGUUAGCCUUCCUAAGUUUACAACUCUUGUCACACAUGUUGAUGGAGAUAUGGGAUCCUACAGGCAGUUCUGCCAAGGAGGGCCGACCCCACCGAGUUGAAAGCUAUUUUUGAAAAGUAUGCCAGCAUCAAAAAGAAUGACAACUACUUCAUGUCACCACAGGACUUUGUGGAACGUUUCCUCCAUGCCCACACAGACAUCCGUCUGUCGGACGAAGCCACUAAGCUGCUGGCUGGAGUGGUGGACCAGAAGAAAGAUGGCUUGAUCUCCUUUCAGGAGUUUGUAGCAUUCGAGUCAGUCUUGUGUGCCCCAGACUCCCUCUUCAUGGUUGCCUUCCUGCUGUUUGAUAAAACAGGCAGUGGAAUGACCACUUUUGAGGAUGUGAAACAGGUCUUCAGCCAGACCACCAUCCUUCAGCGCAUCCCCUUCAACUGGGAGUGUGAGUUCAUACGGCUGCACUUUGGUGCACAGAGAAACAAGCAGCUUAACUAUGGCGAGUUCACCCAGUUUCUUCUGGAAAUGCAACUGGAACAUGCGCGGCAGGCUUUCAUUCAGCGGGACCAAGCACACAGCGGCUCCAUCUCAGCGCUGGAUUUCAGGGACAUCAUGGUUACCAUUCGUCCGCACAUGCUCACACCCUUCGUAGAGGAAUGCCUUGUGGCGGUUGCAGGGGGCAGCACUUCUCAUCAGGUCAGCUUCUCCUACUUCAACGGCUUCAACUCGCUGCUCAACAACAUGGAGCUGAUUAGAAAGAUCUACAGCACCCUGGCUGGCCACCGUCGAGAUGUGGAGGUCACUAAAGAGGAGUUCAUUGUGGCAGCUCAGAGGUUCGGCCAGGUGACACCCAUGGAGGUCGACAUCCUCUUUCAGCUAGCUGACCUGUCAGAGCCUCGCGGACGUGUUGGUUUAGUGGACAUUGAAAAGAUUGCGCCAUUGGAGGAAGGCGCCCUACCUUACAACCUGGCUGAGGUCCAGAGACAGCAGUUGGGCAGUGACAGCUCCCGCCCCGUUCUUAUCCAGGUGGCAGAGUCUAUCUACAGAUUCACUCUUGGCUCAGUUGCAGGGGCUGUGGGUGCCACAGCAGUGUACCCCAUUGAUCUGGUGAAGACGCGCAUGCAGAACCAGCGUAGCAGCGGUUCUGUGGUGGGAGAACUCAUGUACAAGAACAGCUUCGACUGCUUCAAGAAGGUGGUGCGCUACGAGGGCUUCUUCGGCCUUUAUCGAGGUCUGGUACCACAGCUACUGGGUGUGGCGCCCGAGAAAGCCAUAAAGCUCACAGUGAAUGACUUUGUGCGAGGAAAGACCAGACAGAGAGAUGGUACAGUUCCUCUGGCUGCUGAGAUCCUGGCAGGUGGAUGUGCUGGUGGAUCACAGGUGAUCUUCACAAAUCCUUUGGAGAUAGUAAAGAUCCGUCUGCAGGUGGCAGGAGAGAUCACCACGGGGCCGAGGGUCAGCGCUGUGUCCGUCAUCAAAGACCUGGGCUUCUUUGGACUUUACAAGGGUUCCAAGGCUUGUUUUCUCCGAGACAUCCCCUUCUCAGCUAUUUACUUCCCCUGCUACGCCCACACCAAGGCUUACCUCACUGAGGAGGAUGGAAGGAUAGGACCCGGCAAAAUGUUGUUUGCUGGAGCUCUAGCAGGCAUGCCAGCGGCCUCUCUGGUGACCCCAGCAGAUGUGAUCAAAACCAGGCUACAGGUGGCAGCUCGCGCAGGCCAGACCACCUACAGCGGCCUGAUGGACUGCUUCUGGAAGAUACUCAGGGAAGAAGGGCCCCGCGCCUUCUGGAAAGGAGCUGAAGCCCGAGUGUUUCGGUCCUCCCCACAGUUUGGAGUGACCCUGGUGACCUAUGAACUCCUGCAGCGCUGGUUCUACGUUGACUUCGGAGGCCAAAAGCCGGCUGGCUCUGAGCCCACCCCCAAGUCUCGGAUCAGCCUGCCGGCGCCCAACCCUGACCACAUUGGAGGCUUCAGGUUGGCCGUGGCCACAUUCGCUGGCAUCGAAAGCAAAUUUGGACUCCAUCUCCCACGCUACACUGUGGCAAUGGCAGGAGACCCUACCAAAUCAAGCGCCCCAUGAACCUUCAUGGGUAGGAGGUCUGAGACACCAACUCGUUUUUAAAAUGUUAUUUAUUUAAAAAAUUUUCUCUUCUGUUUAUAUUGACUCUAUAUGCAGUCUCAUAAAUUAACGAGGCUAUUAGCAAAGUUAGCUUUCUGUAGGACAUUGAGCUAGUCCAAAACAUGCAUAGAAGGGCUUGUAGAAAUCUUUACUUCCUUUUUAAAAAUGAAAAAAACUCUGUUUCUGUUGCAGCUUUUGCCACCGUCUUUCUUUUGUUGCUUUACUUUCAAAAGCAGAUUAUUCAUAUGAUUAUAUCAGGCUGAAGAAAGUCUGUGGCACAUAAUGUAUAUAUGAGGAAUCCAGAGACAUAUUUUCAUAUCUUUAUGGCUAUAUUAGACCCGAGUUGCUCUUUCCACAAUGCAGCCACAAGAUUACAACCAAAAAGUACUUGAAUGUAAAGAUGCAGCAUAACGUCUGACUGUAUAUAAUGUUUACUGUUGUAAGAUGUUUAGUUUUGAGUAUAAAUGUAUGCAGAUGUGUAAAUAUCUGAGACAGCUGGCACCAGAUGUAGUUUUGCGGUGUGUUACGACUGAGUAUUUAAGUUUGUACAGUGCAGAGGAUGUAGGAGUUACAUAUGGUGUGUAAUAAUUGUGCCUUACAGAACGUAUGGCAGCAACAUGUGUACUGAGAGUAAAGAGAAACUU